This is a messenger RNA of Aspergillus uvarum CBS 121591, 1944 nucleotides long. RefSeq names its product fungal specific transcription factor domain-containing protein. The transcript has 6 exons. The record is from RefSeq and is a predicted model, not a curated record. Bases 1 to 1944 code for a protein of 647 amino acids. Gene Ontology annotation, biological process: regulation of DNA-templated transcription; DNA-templated transcription. Gene Ontology annotation, molecular function: zinc ion binding; DNA binding; DNA-binding transcription factor activity, RNA polymerase II-specific. NCBI's taxonomy places the organism in Eukaryota, Fungi, Ascomycota, Eurotiomycetes, Eurotiales, Aspergillaceae.
AUGCAACGCAGAUUAGCCCAAUUUGCGGGAAGCAGAUGUUCCCGGGAGCUGCCGAAAUGCAAUACUUGCAAGCCAUGGCCAGGCGAGUGCAUCUAUUCGAGAGAUACAUUCGACGUCAACUCUUUGGGUAGUGGGUCAAUUGAUGAGCGUACCAUAGAGAGCCGACUACAAGAUCUUGAGCAGCUAGUGCAGCAACUGUCCAAAUCCGUCGAUAAAGCUUUACAAGUCAUGGCCUCAGCACCCGCUCGUACAGAUGAUCUAAGACUAUCAUUUCAGGCUAACCAAAGAAUCGUGGUUGAGAAGGAUCGUACUAAUCCGAAGCUCUACAUCGGCCCGUCACAUUCAUUUUCGUUCUUGCAAGAGGCAUCAGCAAGCAUCGAAAAGAUACCCCGACCACAGAGUAAUGCUACUCACCAAAGCGCCCGCUCCGAGCUUCGAUAUUUGUCUGACCAGCUAGGUACGAGUCAUGUUGAACAAAUGGCUGAAGAAAGUGCAGCAGUUUUUCAUGUGCCUUCCAGAGCAACGGGCUACCGAAUGAUCAGUCGAUUCUUUGAGAUAGCAGACCUUGGCAACCCAUUUUUCACCAGUCCGUCGGACGAAGUCAUUAUGCAAGUCGUCUUUGAACCACAUAGGGUUCAAGAAAAGGCUUGGGUCGUCUACUUCAACUACAUGCUGUUGGCGGCCGUAUCCGUCGAGGUAGAUAGCAAGGAGGUGGCAGUGUUACGUCAAAACGUGCACUUGGCCCUCAACAAUAGCAGCAUCUUCCUCGAACCGCGCGAGGUCAACGUGCAAGUACUGGCCUUUCUAGCUAUGCAUGGUGAGGACUACGCCGCGCCCAAUACCUCGUGGAUGCUGCUGGGGAGCGCAUGCAGGCAGGCUGAAGCCCUGGGCAUGCAUAUAUCCAGUUCUCAAGGCUCGUUUGAAUCGCGACAGCAUCACUUGUGUCUCUUCUGGCUUCUCUUCCUGAUGGACAAAUCCUGCUCUCUUGCCUUCGGGCGCCCUGCCUUCUUGCCCACGGCUUUGUAUCACCAUGUCCCUCUGCCGGACGAAAGUACCUUACUCAUGUUUCAGCCCCAUACUCGUAUGCACGGUACAGAGAUCCCCCAACGAGUAUCUCAUUUCGGUGCACAGAUGCUCCGUUGUUCUAUAGAGCUAGCAAAGCUGAUGGGGAUCCUUGCGGAUGUCCUUGCUACCGGUCACUCCACAAUCUACCCACGCGCGGAACUACGUUCUAGGCUAAAUGCUUGGUACUCGUACUCAAACCAGCGUAUGACAGAAACUCUGGAAGCUGAGAGAGCAUCAUCCACAGCCGACCAAGUCCGGGAAAUGACCCUCGGCAUCAACAGCAUGAAGUUCCAGUACCUGCACGUGCUGGUCCUGCUACUAAAAGGUGAAGAGUCUUCGUCAAGUCUCCGUUUGUCAUCUGCCCGUGAAGCCCUAUCCCUUCUGACGUCGAUGGUCUCCGGUUGGAAUUCCGUAUACAACGGUGUCACCUGGCACCUUCUCUACUAUCCCUUCACCUCUUUCUUCGUCAUUUUUGAGAACAUCGUGCACCAUCCAGGCCCGGUGACACCUACCGUUGAACACGAUCUCAACCUCCUCGCGACAACGGUGACAUAUUUCGCAAGCAUGCGCUCGCAGAUGCGUCUCCUGGCGACGCUAUGUACCAGGCUCGAGCACGUUGCGGCUACCUUCUUGCAGCUCGCGAGGAAUGUUCACUCCACUUCCACUGGAACUGAAAAUCCACCAUACGAACAGCACGGUGACGAGCACCUUCAGAUACAUUUAGAAGAACUCAAUGGUGCCAGCUACCUUGACUUGCUCCCGGCUGAUAUGGGGGCUUUGCCCGGGCAUAGUCCUCUAGGUAAGGGUAAGGAGGCUCGCCGGACGUUCGAUAGCAUGUUUGAUUGGUUCUCGUGGGAUACGUAUUAUGGAGAUUUGUAG